UACAAAAACCAAAACACUACUACCACUACUAUAUAUGCACUACUACCUAUAUAUACAUAUGCACACUACUACUACAGCAUAGACAUGCACAUGCACACUACACUACAUAUUAUACACACGACACACAUGCACUACUAGGAGAAACACACUACAGAAUAUACACGACACACCACUACUACAUACACUACACUACUAAUACUAUAUACACACACACGGAAAAGAAAAAAAAAACCACUACACCACUAUACUACAAACACACACACAAACGGAAGAGAAGAAGAGUUUGGAGUACCGUUCGAGUUUCCGGUGACGACGUUUUCGUUCUUCAUUCGGAAUAAUUCAUCACCGAGGUUCAUAUCAAAUUUGUACUAUUUAUUCAAGCGUUAAUGUGAAUCAAAGCAUGACCAAAAGUUAUUUAACAGAUUUCAUUGUUAUUUGUUACGUAAAAUUUAUUAUGUAUAUGUGAGCUUUUAAUUUUAGUUGCAUGUUUAAAUUUAUUUUUCCGCAUUUAAAAGUUGUGUAUGCAUUUGAUGCAUAUUAAAUGCUAAACGUGUUUCAACUUUGUUUGGACUAUUAAGUGAACUGUUGUUAAUUACUUUUUAAUGGAGAAGACAAUACUUUUCCUAGUAUUAGAUCCUAAAGAUAAUAUAGAACUAUCUUUAUGUGUGAAUUAUUAACCUGUCCCUGGAAAUUGAAGUCGGCAAUCUCAUGUUUGUUCGCACUUAUACAACCACAUGUUUAUUUAUUUAUUUUUUUUCUAUAUAUAUGUUUUAGUUUUUGCCAUGUCUAGAUUUAAGCUCAUGAUGUAGAAGUAGAAUGCAUUUUUAGAAUGACUAUUUAUUUUAUUUUCUUUCUAAUGUUAAAUGUUUUCAUGUGUUAAAACUAAUUUGAUUAAAGAAUAAAUUCAUGUUUGCUUGGUUUAGGAAUAUACGAUUUUUCAUUUUCUUUUGAAGUUCAGGUUGCAUGAAUUGAUGAUAAAGAUGUGAUUCAAACGAUUUUGUUUCUUAAAAAACAUGAAACUUACAACCAUAUAGUGGAUAUUAAUCAUAUCUUAAUCAGUUCGAUUACUAUUGUUUAUAUUCCAUGUUUGUGUCCAAAAAAUCGAACGCGAUUCGAUCUUUCUCUGUUUGUGUUGCUAACUAGUUGGAUUUUGUGUUAAUUCAUAAAUUUCAAACUAACCCAUUUCUGGUUAAAAAUAUAAGACCCUUUCAUUAAUUAGAAUGAGAUUGAGAGAUAUGAAUUACGAAUUUACUCAAGACAUGUCAUAAAUGAUAAAAGAAAGAGGGAAAUCAAUUUGUGAGAUAACGAGGCGAGUUGUGAAUUAUUUCAAGACUCAUUGAAAAUUUGAAAAAAAAAAAAAAGAAAAAUGAGUUUAGGUUUGAUCAAAAGAAUUUAAAGUUUAACAUAUAAGCAAAAAUUAACGAUAAGUUGGAAAGCCCUGCUACCGACCAUUCGUUAUAAUAAAUUGACUUACCGUUUGAAAUCGAUAGAAUUAGGUGGGUAGAUUUUAAACCUAUGGGGGGCUCAGUUAGACUACGAAAAUGGGGACGACUUAUAAAUGCCGUAAAGGCGCGAGAAAUGUGCCUAAAUUUGUGGUGAGGCCGAAAAGUACUACUAUCGGUAAGCCACAUGUCAGUAAAUAAUUUCAAAAUAAAUUAAAAGCGGGAGGCAAACAACUUUUAGGUUGACAAAUAUUAUAAAUCCUAAAAAAAAAAAAAAAGGGUUUUAAUUUAAGCCGGACGUAAGUCAUUAAAGCGACCGUGCUAGAACCACGGGACUCGAGGGGUGCCUAACACCUUCCCCUCGGUCAACAGAAUUCCUUAUCCGGAUUUCUAGUUCGCAGAUCGAAAAAUAAAAAUUAAAGAGUCAUUUUCUUUUUGAAUAGGGAUUCAAUAAGGUGACUUGGAACACCCAAACUCAAUUCCAAGUGGCGACUCUGUAAAUAAAAUAAUCCCUUCUCAAAACGUCACUUUAAUUGGAAAGACCCAUUUUCUUCAAAACCCACUUCCUAGCGGGGGUUGGAUGCGGUAAAAAAAGGGGGUAAAAAAAGGGGGUGUGACAUAAGUGAUGAAUAAUAGUUAAUAAUAGAAUAAAAUAUCAUUAAAUUUCUAAAGGAAACAAGUAUUUUUGGACGUUUAAUUUUAACAUAAUGGACAAAUAUAGUUAAAUUGUGGACCAUAUAUCGUCAAGAAGUAGGAUUAUGUAGUUUUUGUAUGACGCGAUUCGCAUACAAAUAUAUAUUAUCGUCAUUUACCACAUCACUGUUGCCGCGAUUGACCGAUCAAUUUUCUUGCGCUACACGGUGUACACACGCUGCUUCUAAUGUAAGUAUGUUAUUUAGCCAAUUUCUUUUUGUAAUAUAGUCUAUAUAUACCUCAGAAAAAUACUCACCUCUCAAUAUCCCAUUUUCAUUUCUCAUCCAGCUCAUUCAUAAUCUUCCAAAAGAAUACCUCAAAGAACAACAGCGAAACGCACCAUGGAAGGAGAAUCAUUGACAGAAGUGUGGUCUAGAUUUGCUGGACUGAUGUUCAUUUGGGGCACAAUUCAGCAGCUCUUCCCCUAUGCACUCCGCAAGCGCAUCGAAUCGUUGUGGCACAGAAUGGAGAACUAUUUCUUCCCUUAUGUCCAAAUUACUAUUGAUGAAUUGUCCAAUGGUAAAAGCAAUGAGAUUUACAGCCAGGUCAACACUUAUUUGGGUAGUAAGUCCGUGGACAAGGAUGCUAAGUUUCUAAAAGUCGAAAAGUCCAAGGAGAGCAAGUCUUUUGCUGUUAGUUUGGAUGAAGGUGAAGAAAUUACUGAUGAAUUUCAAGGGGCUAAACUCUCUUGGCGCUCUCACAAGGAAACAUUGUCCGAUGACACUACAGGUCAUCGGUCUAGACGGAAUAAUUCCGCCCCAAUGGAAAAGAAACGUUACACAAUAACUUUCAAUAAACGACAUAAAGAGAUUGUUACUGGAAAAUACUUGAAGCAUGUGAUGGAAGAAGGCAAGGCAAUUCAGUUCCAGAACAGGAAACAGAAGAUCUACUCCAACAAUUGUAGUGAGGAUUGGUAUUGGUCCGGUAAAGGUAUGUGGAGGGACAUAAAUUUUGAGCACCCUGCAACAUUUGAUACUCUGGCUAUGGACCCUAAGAAGAAAGGGGAGAUAAUCAACGAUCUCGUUGCAUUUAGCAAGGGGAAGGACUAUUAUUCCAAGGUUGGAAAGGCGUGGAAGCGCGGCUAUCUUCUUUACGGUCCGCCAGGAACUGGAAAAUCAACUAUGAUUGCAGCUAUCGCGAAUUUCUUGAACUAUGAUAUUUAUGAUCUUGAGCUCACCUCUGUUAAGGAUAACUCAGGGCUUAAGAAGUUGCUCAUGGAAACAACGAGCAAGUCCAUCAUUGUCAUUGAAGAUAUUGAUUGUUCUAUUGAUCUCACUGGCAAAAGAAAGAAGAAAAAGAAAAAGGAAAAGGAAACAACCAGCGAGGAUAAGGAAGAAGAUUCGGACAAUGAAAAAGAAAAAGAAGAUGAAAAGAAGGAUACUGGGAAACUCACACUUUCGGGGCUGUUGAAUUUCAUCGAUGGAAUAUGGUCAGCUUGUGGUCAAGAAAGGAUUAUUAUAUUUACCACAAAUCACAAGGACAAACUUGAUCCAGCUUUAAUUAGGCGUGGGCGUAUGGAUAUGCACAUUGAGAUGUCUUAUUGCAGAUAUGAAGCAUUCAAAGUGUUGGCUAAGAAUUACUUGAAUUUGGAAACACACCCUUUGUUUCAACAGAUUCAAGGUUUACUAGAGGAAGUAGACAUGAGUCCUUGUGAUGUGGCUGAGAAUUUGAUGCUCAAGAAUGCUUCAGGAGGGCCUCAAAUUUGCUUGGAUAACUUAAUUCAAGCUUUGAAAGAAGCCAAGAUGAAGGCAAAUAAAGAUUCAAAGCAAGACAAGGAUAAAGCCAAGAAGAAUUCCAAGAAAAUUAAGAAGUUGUCCUCAAAAUUAUUCCGAAGUUAUGGCAGCGUACAAAAGUUGUUCAAGUGAUGUUUUCAUGUACUAUCUUUUAUAACUUCAAUUGCCCAAUUUUCUCUCUCUUUUUGGUGGCCACGGGGAUGGGGCUUCUCCAUGUAUAGUCUUGAAUUAUUGUAAUCAGAAGUAAGAUGAUGUUUGCUAAUUGAGGCAUUAGCAACUGCAAGGAGUUAUUAGUGUA
Molecule: messenger RNA, 4166 nt
Organism: Capsicum annuum
Lineage: Eukaryota; Viridiplantae; Streptophyta; Magnoliopsida; Solanales; Solanaceae
Product: AAA-ATPase At3g28600
Exons: 1
Coding region: 2477-4000 (507 amino acids)
Molecular function (GO): ATP hydrolysis activity; ATP binding
Source: RefSeq, a predicted model, not a curated record